AUGGAGCGCAACGGUUUACCAACGAAGAAACGAUUGCCAAUUUUUAACUCCUCCCACGAACCUGCUACCCCCUACCGAGCCGCCAGUACUGACCCCAGCAUCGCCACCAACAAUCAUUGCGAAGAUUCAAGGGAGACCGAAGAAAACUCUUUAGUCCUUAGCAACAGUCACGAUGCCUCCGGCGAAGGAACACAACUCGAAAUACUCAUACAGCCGAUCCUUCUCACAGAACGGGAUGUCCAUGUCGGCGAAGGUCUACCAUCCCGCCACGAACCUGAUGCCGCCGUCGCCACCACUGUCACCGACCGGCGUCACGCCCCCCUUCUCCAGCUCCACGCGGUCCACCAACACCUGGGGCCGGCAGAACAGCAUGGGCAAUGGCAAAUACUCGUGAUGUCCGCGAGAUGGCUCCAGCUUGGAACGAACGAGAACCGACAC
This is a messenger RNA of Iphiclides podalirius (scarce swallowtail), 438 nucleotides long. The record is from the annotation of a GenBank genome assembly. Lineage: Eukaryota; Metazoa; Arthropoda; Insecta; Lepidoptera; Papilionidae.